CCCACAUUGACGGCGUGCAAACGGUGCAACCGGUGCUCGCCGCUACGAUCUCGCUGGCUCGAGGGGGAAGGCCCAGGCCUCGUGCCACAGGCACGCUGAAAGGGUUCGCCGGCCAUGACGAGCCAGACACCGUACAUAGGCAGCAAGAUCAGCUUGGUGUCCAACUCCGAGAUCCGAUAUGAAGGUGUACUGUACACCAUCAACACGCAGGAGUCCACCAUCGCCUUGCAGUCGGUGCGGUGUUUUGGCACGGAAAGCCGCAAAAUGCCCGAGAUCCCACCCUCCAACGAAGUCUACGACUUCAUCAUUUUCCGCGGGCAGGACAUCAAAGACCUCACAGUGCUGGAGUCUAACCCUGCUAUCAAUGACCCUGCGAUCCUUUCCGUGAACAAGGCCCCGGCGGGAGGACAGGAUGCUGGGAAGGCACCAGAUAAGGGAAAGGCUGGCAAGGCUGCUGGCAAGGGUGAUGACAGCAAGGGCAAGAGUCUGUCCAAAGGCGACACUGGCUACGCCAAGGGCUACGAUGCCAAGGGCUACGAUGCCAAGGGCUACGAUACCAAGGGCUACGAUGCCAAGGGCUACGAUGCCAAGGGCCAUGCCAAAGGCCAGAACGGCAAGGGCGAUGCAAAGACCGGCAAAGGCUUUGACAAGAGCUUUGUGAAGGAAGGCAAGGGCUAUGGCGAUGGCAAAGCUGGCUAUGACAAAGCUGCCUUUGACAAGGGCAAGGGCAAGGAUGUGAAAGGCGGCAAAGAGAAAGGAAAGGAUGUUACAGUUGAGGGCAUCAUGGGCAAAGAAGGAAAGGGCAAGGCAGGCAAGGAGAAGGGCAAGGAGAAGGGCAAGGAAAAGGGAAACGACUUCAAGGGCAUUGCCAAAGGAGAGGGGAAGGCGGAGAAGGGAGAGAAGGGCGGCAAGGGCAAGGAGAAGGGCAAAGAGAAGGGCAAGGAGAAGGGCAAAGAGAAGGGAAAGGACAAGGGCAAGGGCAAAGAUGGCAAGAGGGGCAAGGGCAAGGGGGACGGCGAGAAGGGUAAGGAUGGGAAAGGAAGACGGCGCGGCAACGGCAUCGUUGGCGAACUUGCGCCGGAGGUGAAUACAGACACCAAGCGGCAGUGUGCCGAGGAUUUUGACUUUGAGUCGUCCGCGCAGAAAUUUGACAAGGUUGCUGACACCAACUUGAAGCCUCUGGAAGGUUACGACAAGGGCAAGUCCUUUUUCGACAAGAUCUCCUGCGAGGCCACGGAGCGGUCGGGUGAGGCUGGCCGCCAAAGAGCGGAUCGCGACAAGGCGCGGGAAGCCGACCUGGAAGCCUUCGGGGACCGGAAAGCCGGCUGACGAGCCGGCUGACGAGCCAACGAGCCGGGAACGAGCCAACGCCUGGUGUCUAGUGAGUGCUGCCGGCAACCUCGGCCGAAUCUGUUCGCUGCAUUUCGAGCCGAGUGCGGGUCUGGACAGGAGGCCUCGGUUGGGUCCGCAAGCACUCGGAUGGAUGCUGAAACCCAAGAGUAGCAGAUACCCGUUCCC
Messenger RNA from Effrenium voratum, 1518 nucleotides. Lineage: Eukaryota; Dinophyceae; Suessiales; Symbiodiniaceae. The record is from the annotation of a GenBank genome assembly.